CCCGCCUGCCCACUGGUAGUCACUCAGUAAGCGUCCCUGAGAUUGGAAGAGCGGCGGCGGCCCAGGUCGGGUCAGAGGCCUCCGCUGGAGGGGACCACCCGGGGAUGACUCCAGCCUCAGAUUGAGAAGCAGUGGUUUGUAAAUGGGUUAAUAACUUAAUUAGGUCUCUCGAUCUGGAUGGCGAAGCCAGUGGAUAUUUUUCCCUCUCCGCCCCUGGCUUCCCCGGGAGAGAAGGAGCCUGGGCAGAGCUAAACUUUCAGUGGGUCCGUCCGCUGCUCUAAGCCACCCACCCACUCUGCUCACAUCUGAACCGCUGCCUCCCCCUGUCAUUUGGUGCCGCCUCGGGAGCAAGUCAUGUCCGUAAAAGCUCAAGCAAAGUGUAGUUAGGACAGUAAACCUGCUCUUUAGCAACAACGAUGACAACAAAGUCCUGUGACAGAUUUCAAGCUCCUGGAGAUGUGAUUUGAUGCUGAAGGAAGUAUGGGAAGACCUGGCCUUCAAUUUAAAUUUUUUUUCAGUGUGGGAGCAAAGUUCAAGACAUGCUAAAUAACCCCGUUUACUCCAGGUCCUCCUGGCAUUCCUGUGGUGGCCCAUCCUGAUUGAUUGAGCCUGCCCAGCUCCAGUGACUAUCCGACUUCUGGGUCUCCAUCCCCCUGACCACUUUUUCCUGGGAAGAUGUUCCUGGUGGGCCUGACAGGGGGCAUUGCCUCGGGCAAGAGCUCAGUGAUCCAGGUGUUCCAGCAGCUGGGGUGCGCGGUGAUCGACGUCGACGUCAUCGCCCGGCACGUUGUCCAGCCGGGAUGCCCCGCCCACCAGCGCAUCGUGGAGGCCUUCGGCACUGAGGUCUUGUUGGAGAACGGUGACAUUAAUCGCAAGGUCCUCGGGGACCUGAUAUUUAACCAGCCUGACCGGCGACAUCUGCUCAACACCAUCACCCACCCUGAGAUCCGCAAGGAAAUGAUGAAGGAGACCUUCAAGUACUUCCUUCGGGGAUACCGCUACGUGAUUCUGGAUAUCCCCCUGCUGUUUGAGACCAAGAAGCUGCUCAAAUACAUGAAGCACACGGUGGUGGUAUACUGUGACCGGGAUACACAGCUGGCGCGGCUGAUGCGGCGGAACAACCUGAACCGCGAGGACGCAGAGGCUCGCGUCAACGCCCAGCUGCCCCUGAAGGACAAAGCCCGCAUGGCUCGCCACGUUCUGGACAACUCAGGCGAGUGGAGCAUCACCAAGCGCCAGGUCAUCCUUUUGCACGCCGAGCUGGAGCGCUCUCUGGAGUACCUGCCGCUGAGGCUGGGGGUCCUCACAGGUCUGGCCGGCAUCGCUAGCCUCCUGUACUUGCUCACCCGCUACCUCCUGCCUUCCCCCUAGCUGCGCACUGCAAGGCAUGAAGCCCAGCCUCAGUCUCCUCGGAGGCUGAAGCUGGGUGACAAAUGCCUCCAGUUCCCCCUCGUCCCCUCAACUCUAACUCUCUCUCUCUCUCUCUCUCUCUCUCUCUCUCUCUCUCUCUCUCUCUCUCUCUCUCUCUCUCUUUCUCUUUCUCUUUUUCUCUCUCUGUCUCUUGGCUGGAGCCCUGUACUGGGCUUCCCCUUCUUUGCGGUGCAUUCUCUCUGAGGCCAAGAAACAGCUGUCGGUAGAUAUUCCUUCCCACCUUCCCCAGGACCCCUCGCUCCGGGACCACCUGCAGAACAGUGUCCACAAUGAGACCUGAAAGCGAUCACCGGGAACUGUUAGACAUGGCGGGGCUAAGGACAUCGUCUCCCUGGCCCUUCUCAGUGCUUACAGCCGGGGGGGUUCCCUGGGCAAGAACCCUCUAGCACAGGCCCCACUGUGGCCAAAACCCCCUUUGUGAAUCAUGGCAAAUCAUUUUGGGCCACAGGUUAUCACCUUCAAACCUGACUCUUCCCUAGGUUGACGCCCUUGGCCAGGAUGCAGUGAGAUUCUCUGUGGGUAACGCAGUCGUUGUCAAAGGCCAGGCCCCUUCUGGGAUGACCCACUGUCCCACCCCGGCAUUUGGCCGUCACGCCCCUUACUCUGCUCGCCACCUCCCACCACUCUACCUUCCCCUCCAUGGACUCCUAGCCCAGAACUCUUGGUCCACGUGGAUUGACUGUUGCUGACCUCUGUGCCUUCACCGUGCUUUUCCCUGACCUGGAAUCCCAUUUUUUCUCUCCUGUAACUGGCUGACUCCCAGCUCACACAGGGUCUGAAGCCCCAGGCUGGGUUAGGUGCUCUGGGAUACCACCAUCCCCGAGUUUUGUCCGAGUCCACAGUACAAUAAUCAGCCCCAAACUGCUGAUCUAGUCUCUCUCGCUAGACUGUAAGCCCUUCGAGGCAGGGACUGUCCUAUUUAUCUCUGUUCCUGGUGCAAAGCCUGCAUCGCUGUUGGUGCUCAAUAAAGUGUGUUGAUCUGAAA
Molecule: messenger RNA, 2416 nt
Organism: Artibeus jamaicensis (Jamaican fruit-eating bat)
Lineage: Eukaryota; Metazoa; Chordata; Mammalia; Chiroptera; Phyllostomidae
Gene: DCAKD
Product: dephospho-CoA kinase domain containing
Exons: 6
Coding region: 676-1371 (231 amino acids)
Biological process (GO): coenzyme A biosynthetic process
Molecular function (GO): ATP binding; dephospho-CoA kinase activity
Source: RefSeq, a predicted model, not a curated record